AUGUCCAAAAAGUUGGGCCCACCGUCCAGUCGGUCGGAACCGAUGAAACAAACGAGCCUGAGCAGUUUCAUCAGGAAGAAGGACAAACCGCAAGUCGAGCAAUCGUUGAGAUUCCACACCGAAGCAGAACUCCAGAUUACCUCUACGACACCUUCCGAGUCGACUAAGGUGCUAUCUUCACCGAGCAUAUUUAAGCCGAAAUUGCCAGUGUCGAAAAGAACGGCCACAGUUAUCAAUUUACUGUGCAGCGAUUCAGAUGAAAACAGUAGGUCUCCAAUCAAGGCUUCUUCCGAUAAACCCGACGAUCGGAAGCGUCUACCAGCACGAGACAUAUUCAAGGAGUGCAUUGUCGAAGGCAAUACACCUGUUAACGGUUAUGACGAGUACGAUCUUAUGGUGGUUAAUACUAAGCCACUGCCAAAGCCAAUCAAUAAUGAUCCGAUUGAGUUGAACCUGUUGACCAACGAACGCUAUAUGCAAGCGCAGAAAAAGCUAGAGGAAAACAUGCACAAGCUGGCGAAAAUCAGCCCGGAAAAGACACCAAAGUUUGAGUUCAAACUGCCCCAAGCAAAUCGUAUGUCGCUGGCUUUGGACAAGAGUAGCGUGUUCAGCAACGAUCCUGAAGAUGACGAUGAUUUUGAGAGGAAAAAACCAAUUAACUUCACCUCUACUCCCGUUGCAGCGGGUGAUGUCGCUAAGCGCAAUGGCAUACAUGAGAAAAAAGACAAAGUGGACACACCGUCCGAACUCGCACGAUUGCUUACUCCUGGCAAGGGAACAGCGCAUUUUCAGUUCGAUAAAAGUUUAGAAACAUACCUAGAUGAAGUAAGCGGUAGUGCCUGGUUCAACUCGAAAAGCCCACACGAACGUGAGGUGCGCAAAAAUGUCCAAUUUCUGCAAGAAGCACAGCUGACAUUGCUCAACCAUUUCUACGAUCUCUUUGCGAAGGUACCGAGCAAAACCUUUCUGCGAAUUGAUAAAAGUUUUGAUGUCGCAUGUUUUGAUCGGCUGAAAUCUACCAUAGAAAGUAUUCGAGGAAAGACUGAGGUGUACGACCGGGCGCUUGCAAAAAUGUCGAACCCGAAACUAUCGAAUGUUUCGACGAACGUUCAUAAUGACUCCAGCUUACAGUCACAGAAAAAGAGCUCCGCCACAGUGAGCACUGCUCCAAUUGUAUAUGAUGUUCCGUUUAACGACAGUAGUCUGUUGGAAGAAAAUGAGCCCAUAGAGCAGGCGUUUCCACUUGAGUCUAGUCGGGACGAUAGCUUAGUUUCAACGAGAUGCAAAUUCGAUGAAUUUGAAAAAGAAUUCGGGUUGCGAAAAAUCCAAGAAACGAGCACAAAAGCGGCGCCGGCAUGCGCACCCUUAUUGAAGCCGCUAGAAAUCGCAAAAUCAUCCGGAAGUGGCGCUACGUUUGUAUUCAAGAAACCUAUUGCCAGUACGCUGUUGAACCGCGCGGAUACACCGCCACAGAUAGCCAAUCAACCGAAGGCUGUUAACAGGCAGAGGGACUCAUUCUCGUCCUUUAUUGAUAAGGAUUUAAUCGAUCCAGACGACCAAGUGGAUGAGGACGACAUCCUGAACAGCAUUCGUGAAGCGGAAUUGAUCGAUCAGGGUCGCCAUUCGAACCUCAGCACUGUGGAUUUGACUACACCAAACACAUCGAUGAGGCGGUCCGAUCCUCCGCGAAUAACGUUCCCGGUGGAACCAAUGCCUCCAGUUUCACACCGAAAUACUCAGUUCAUUGAGGACAUCCAUACUCAGCUCGACGACGAUGGCUGGCAGGUGUACGAUCCAACGAUGUACGACGGCGUGGAAAUGGUUCCAGCGCCAUCGAUAGCUACACAGCCGGGCUCUGGGGUAUCAUCGUCGAGCAUACAAGUGACGGGGGGUGACAUCGGGCGCUUCCACGAAGGUAUUCGCAACGAUGGCAUCACUGGCGAGUUCGAUGGGAUGUCCUAUCCGCACUCCGUGCGGCUGCAGCUCGCGUUCAAGGAAACGUUCGGUUUACGGACGUUCCGGCCAAACCAGCUGCAGGUGAUCAACGCGACCCUGCUGGGGAAGGACUGCUUCGUGCUGAUGCCGACGGGAGGCGGUAAAUCAUUGUGUUACCAGCUACCGGCGGUUCUUACGGUCGGUCUGACCGUCGUGGUCAGCCCGCUGAAGUCACUCAUUCUCGAUCAGGUGCAGAAGCUGAAUUCGCUCGACAUUCCGGCGGGGCACAUGUCGGGCGACAUCAGCGUUGCAGACGUGCAGCGCAUUUACGACGAUCUGUACAGCAGCUGUCCGGAACUGAAGUUGCUGUACGUGACGCCGGAGAAAAUUUCCUCCUCAGCCAAAUUCCAAAAUCUGCUUUCGGCGCUCUACCGACGCGGCCAGCUUGGGCGGAUUGUGAUUGACGAGGCACACUGUGUGUCCGCGUGGGGGCACGAUUUUCGGCCCGAUUACAAAAAGCUUUCGGCGCUGCGAGAGCAGUUUCCCACCGUCCCGAUUAUCGCCCUAACCGCUACUGCGAAUCCGCGCGUUCGGUUGGAUAUACUCGCACAGUUGAAGCUGGCCCGUGAUACGCGCUGGUUUCUGUCCAGCUUUAACCGGCCCAACCUCAAGUACCUGGUGCUGCCGAAGAAGGGUACCUCGACCAAGGCGGAGAUGAUCGAGCUGAUCCGGAAGCGAUUUCCGCGUGACACCGGCAUCGUGUACUGUCUGUCGAAGAAGGAAUGCGACCAGCUGGCGACUGAAUUUCGGCGGGCGGGCAUCAAAGCGAAGAGCUACCACGCUGGCCUAACCGACUCGGUGCGUGAGGAAACGCAGAAGGAGUGGAUCGGCGAUCGGAUCAAGGUGGUGUGUGCAACGAUCGCCUUUGGCAUGGGCAUCGACAAGCCGGAUGUCCGGUAUGUGCUGCAUUACUGCAUGCCGAAGUCGAUCGAGGGCUACUACCAGGAGUCGGGCCGUGCUGGUCGAGACGGAGAGAUUGCCACCUGCAUUCUGUACUACAACUAUUCGGACAUGCUGCGCUACAGGAAAAUGAUGGACAGUGACACCAACAUUUCGAUGGAAGCGAAACAAAUUCAUAUGAACAACCUCUUCCGGAUGGUGAACUACUGCGAGAACGUUACCGACUGCCGCCGUACGCAGCAGUUGGAGUAUUUCGCGGAGUACUUCACGAGUGAACAGUGCCUUUCGAACCGGGCGACGGCAUGCGACAACUGUCUGACGCAGAGCAACUAUCGCUCGAUUGACGUGACGGACGACUGCGUAAUGAUUGCGAAGGCGGUGCGAGAUCUGUGUGGUGGCCGCAACCGAUUCACGCUGCUUCACCUGGUGGAGGUCCUGAAAGGAAGCGAGAUGAAGAAGGUGCUUGAAAACGGCCACAACCGGACGGUGUACCACGGGAAGUUGAAAGCGUGGGAACGGUGCGACAUCCAGCGUUUGCUGCGGAAGCUCGUGAUCGAGGAGUACCUCAAGGAGGAUCUGAUCUUCAGCAAUGACAUCCCGCAGGCGUACCUGCGCAUCGGAAGCAAGAUCGAGAGUCUCGUCGGGCGGCGGGUGCGGAUCGAGUUCUCGAUCAAGGAAAAGCAGCAGUCCCGCGGAAAGGUGACGAAACAGGAUGUCACAGCAGCGCAGGAAUCGACCAUUGGCACGCAGAUCAGCGCAGAAUUGCGCGAGCUGCAGACGCGCUGCUACAACGAUCUGCUCGAGAUUUGCCGAGCGAUCGCGAUGCAGAAGAACGCCACACUUGCGUCCAUCAUGAACAUCCAAGCGCUGAAGACGAUGUCGGAAAAGCUGCCCGAAUCGCCGGCCGAGAUGUUGGCCCUGCCGCACGUCACCAAGGCUAACUUCGAGAAGUACGGCAAGCAGCUGCUGGAAAUCACGCAGAACUACGCAGCAGAGAAGCUGUGCUUUCUGAUGGACACCCAGGAUCAGGACGAAGCGAAGGCUGCUGCUGAGCUGUCGGGUGAGGAUGAUAGCGAUGGUAGCGCGGACGGCACCGAUUGGAAUGCGUUAGCGAGGGCAGCUUCCCAUGGCGCAGGAGGUUCGGGGUACAAGCGCAAGCGGAGCUGGGGUACCGGGAGUGGGAAAACGAAAGUGUUCCGCAGGGGAACGGGACAACGGAAAGCGGCUACCGGGAGGAAACGGACAUCGACGGGCACGAAACGUGGAGGUGCAACCAAGCGUGGCGGAAGCAGUCGAGGUAGAGGAACUGCUAGGGUUAGCUACAACUUGCUUCCGAUGCCUGGUGAAUACUAAAACGGGGUGGGAAGUCGUGCUAAAGUGUACAGUUU
Molecule: messenger RNA, 4283 nt
Organism: Anopheles nili
Lineage: Eukaryota; Metazoa; Arthropoda; Insecta; Diptera; Culicidae
Gene: Blm
Product: recQ-like DNA helicase Blm
Exons: 4
Coding region: 1-4248 (1415 amino acids)
Biological process (GO): DNA replication; double-strand break repair via homologous recombination
Cellular component (GO): nucleus; cytoplasm; chromosome
Molecular function (GO): ATP binding; four-way junction helicase activity; nucleic acid binding
Source: RefSeq, a predicted model, not a curated record